Molecule: messenger RNA, 916 nt
Organism: Gymnodraco acuticeps
Lineage: Eukaryota; Metazoa; Chordata; Actinopteri; Perciformes; Bathydraconidae
Product: CD209 antigen-like protein E
Exons: 5
Coding region: 1-531 (176 amino acids)
Molecular function (GO): signaling receptor activity
Source: RefSeq, a predicted model, not a curated record
AUGAUUGCAUCAGGUGGUGCAGCUGCAGAUCUCUCCACUGUCAAAGCAAACCUGACUGAGCAUCUCCAGGCCAGCGAUCAGCUGAUCAACCAGCUGAAGGCCAACCUCACUGAAAAGACCAGAGAGGUGGACAAGCUUCAGUGUUUGAUGGGCAAGGGAUGGAGGAAGUUUGGUUGUUCCUUUUAUCUCCUCUCUACGGAGAAAGCUUCUUGGCAACAAAGCAGACAAAACUGCAGAGCCGGAGGAACAGAUCUGGUGAUCGUAGACAGUUAUGAAGAACAGGAAUUCAUCAAUAGCGUGAUCAAGGAAGACACUUGGAUUGGUUUGAAUGACACAGAAAAGGAGGGGACCUGGAAAUGGGUGGAUGGAUCUCCACUGAAUCUGACGUUUUGGAGCACUGGACAGCCUGAUAAUAGAGGAGGGUAUCCAGGCGAAGAGGACUGUGCAGAAAUACGUAUUGUUUACACCAAAAGGUGGAACGACCGGUCCUGUGAGUUCGAUCUGCUUUGGAUCUGUGAGAAAGAAGCUUAACAUUGGUGUCUGUUUGGAUACUAAACAUGCAAUCAUGCUUUUACAAUUGAGUUUAAAUCGAGUUAUUUAAAACUAUACACAAUGUCUGAUUUCAUGAAUAAGAAUGACUUUGCUCGAAUUGGUAAAUCACAUUUUUUUUUAGUGUUUUUUUGUUGUUGAUUACAAUCAGUUAUAAAUAAAUAGUCAUUUAAUUUGUUUUGGCCAACUUUUGUUUGCCUCAAUUGAAUUAGUAAUUGUAUUAAUCAUUUUACAUAUCAACAAAAAACAGCUUAUUAAAAACAUCUGCUUGGAAGCCCACAGUUCCUGAAAGUUAUAAUAUUGAAGGUGCCUUAUUGAGCAGAAUAUGAUACAAAUAAGAAACUGUCAAACAUUAAUGAAUAAUUCA